Messenger RNA from Oxyura jamaicensis (ruddy duck), 11426 nucleotides. RefSeq names its product protein tyrosine phosphatase receptor type B (gene PTPRB). NCBI's taxonomy places the organism in Eukaryota, Metazoa, Chordata, Aves, Anseriformes, Anatidae. Gene Ontology annotation, molecular function: protein tyrosine phosphatase activity; cadherin binding. The transcript has 35 exons. Bases 66 to 6686 code for a protein of 2206 amino acids. Gene Ontology annotation, biological process: protein dephosphorylation; angiogenesis. The record is from RefSeq and is a predicted model, not a curated record.
GCCUUCGCUUCACUUAUCUGAGGUGUUUUUUUUUAAGAGAAGCGUGGGGAGUUGCUAGAGGGAAAAUGGAUUCUUUAAUUCACGUCCUGGCUUUUACCUGUUUUGCCUUGAUGUCCUCAGAGGGGUUUCUGAUUAUCCAUGUGCAGAAACAGCAGUGUCUUUCAGAAAAGAGGGGAGUCAUUAUGGAAAAGUGCAGUAUGACCAGCCCCAACCAGCAGUGGCAGUGGAUGGCCGAUGACAGGCUCCUCCACGUGAAAUCUGGCCAGUGCCUGAGCAUCUCCACGCGCUCCGCGCUGUCGUCUCGCAGCAUCAUCGUUGAUUGCUCCCAGGCAGUCAGGUGGACUUGCCACGAGGAGGAUGGGCUCCUGAAGGUGGCCAACAGCUCGCUCUUUCUCACAAAGCAAGGUCAGAAGGUAAUGGCCAAGCAGAGUAAGAAAUACCUUCAUACAUGGAUGCAGCUUGAAGCCAGAGAGAUGGGAAAACCUGUCUACGUAAAUCUCUGUUCAAAGCAAGAUCUCCAAGAUACAGACACUUCUGCACGGAGUACUACAGCCACAUCCUCCCCUUUAAGCACUACUGAAAAUCUGCCGGAGAGUAGCACGGAGAUGAUCAUCCGAAAUGUGACUGAACACUUCAGUAAAAAAUUAAUUGAAAACCUCUACUUUGACUUCAAGUCUGCCGUAACAGAGAAACCCUGGAUCCCAACAACUACUCCUCAAUACCCUAGCACUACGGAGGAGGCCGCGCUCGGGGAGGCGGCGGGGUGCAGCGCCAACCUGACGGAGCGGCUCGUCACCGGGCACGGCGCCUGGCUGCGCUGGCGAGCCGCGGCCCCCGCCUGCAACUUCAGCGUGACGGGGCGCUCCGAGGACGGGCAGCCCGCCGGCUGCCAGCCCGCCCGCACCGCCAACGGCUCCUACGGCUGCGCCCUGCGGGGCCUGGAGGCCGGGACGUGGUACCACCUCCGCAUCCAGCCGCUCUCCGGCGGGGAGCCCACCGACGUGUCCCUGCAGACAGAUCCCUUACCACCAUCUCAUUUUGAAAUUAGUAAGGAGAAAACUACAUUGACAAGCUUACAAGUUCAAUGGGACCGUUCCUCAGGAAAGGUGGACUUAUACAAUCUAGUAUUAUUUGAUCACAAUGAUACAAAGAUACAAGAAGUUUCUGUACCAGGAAGAUCUACAAAAACAGAAAGCACUUUCACCAGUUUAAUCCCUGGGAAUAAAUACAAUAUUGUCCUCACUGCAGUUUCUGGAAAUAAAAGUACCCCAGAACUUCACAUAAGUGGAUCUACUGUGCCAUCUCCUGUGAAGAAUAUUCAGGUCAAUGUCAAGACAGACACUAUUCAUGUUUCAUGGUCUCCUGGCUCUGGGCAUGUGGAUCUAUACAGGCUGGUGUUACUGGAUAAUCAAGUUCCAGUUCAUGAGAUUCACCAAGAAGACCCUCCGACUUCUUACACUUUUUCUGGACUUACAGCAGGGCAUGUGUAUAACCUCUCUGUCGUAACCCAGGCUGCAGGAUUGGAGAGCACCAGUUUUCAAAUAGUUAGGACAGCCCCAGCUGAAGUCUUAGAUUUGACAGUGACUAACGAUGACAGCUUGGAUACAUUAAACGUUAAAUGGAGAAGACCUUCAGGAAACCUCGAUUUCUAUAAUAUCACUCUGUCUCAUCUUGGAUCAGUUAAAGAAGUCAAAACUUUACAGCCAGCGGUCACAGACACUCAUUUUGACAAGCUAACUCCAGGACGUCUUUAUCAGGUUACUGCCCGCACAAUCAGUGGUGAACUGUUUACUGAUAAGAUGGCAACUGGCAGGACAUUUCCCCAGAAAGUUUCGGAGCUGAAAGCCGGUGGUGGUGGCUGGCUGAGGUCUCUGCGAGUGAACUGGCUGCCCCCUGCGGGAGACUGGGAGAGGUACCGCCUGCUCCUCUGGAACCACUCUGCCCUGGUGCUCAACACCACCCUAGAAAAGGAGGCGACCGAGCACCUCAUCCAGGACGUGGGCCUCAUUCCAGGCAGGCAGUACGAAGUGGAGGUCGUUGUGGAGAGUGGCGAUUUGCAGAGCAAGGCUAGCUGCACAGGGAGAACAGCUCCAGAGCCUGUUCUCCAGCUCCGUGUGAAGUAUGCUAAUGAAUCCUCACUUAGUGUCAUGUGGAUGACCCCUGUUGCAGAAUGGGACAGCUACGUGGUUUCACUGGGAGACAGGGAUCUUACUGUCAUAAAGAAAGGGCUUGCAAAAGAAGCUAGAGAAUUUACCUUCACUGAGUUGGUACCUGGAAGAAAAUACACAGCUACCAUCACUACCAUUAGUGGGAUAUUAAGCAACUGGACUUCAGUGGAAGGAAGAACAGUGCCAGCCCAAGUGACUGGUCUGACUGUGGCAAGUCAGGGAUCAACCAACAGCUUGUUCACCAACUGGACAAGAGCACUGGGAGAUGUAGACUCAUACCAAGUACUACUGAUUCAUGAGAACGUUGUCAUUAAAAAUGAGACUGUUCCCAGUGAGACCAACAGAUACCACUUCUAUCCCCUGAAACCUGGAGGACUCUAUUCAGUUGUUGUCACCACUGUCAGCGGGGGGAUAUCUUCAAGGCAAAUGAUCGCAGAGGGGAGGACAGUUCCUUCCAGCGUGACUGGAGUAACGGUAAAUAACUCAGGUCGCAGUGACUACCUCAGUGUUUCUUGGCUGCCAGCUUCUGGAGAUGUGGACAGUUAUUUGGUAACACUAUCGCACAAUGACCAGAUUGUUCAGACUCUCACCAUUUCCAAAUCCCUCAGUGAAUGCUCCUUUAGCAGUCUUACUCCUGGAACACUUUACAACGUGAUGAUAACCACAAAGAGUGGAAAGUAUGAAAAUUAUUCCUUCAGCCAGGAACGAACAGUCCCUUCGAGCGUUCAGGGACUUACUGUCAGCAAUUCAGCCAGAAGUGACUACUUGAAGGUGUCCUGGCUACACGCCUCUGGAUAUUUUGAUAAUUAUGAAGUGAUCAUCAAGAACAACAAUGAUUUCAUCCAAACAAAAAGUGUCCCAAAGGAUGAAAAUGAAUGUGUGUUCACUAAUCUGGUCCCAGGGAGGCAGUACAGCGUCACAGUCAGCACAAGGAGUGGGAAAUACGAAACCAGUGAAAGGGUCUAUGGCAGAACAAUGCCAGAAUCAGUGAAGGAGCUGACUCUUAGUAACAGAAGCACAGAAGAUCUGCAGGUAACUUGGUCAAAGGCUGAGGGUGAUGUUGAUAAAUAUGAGAUUCAGCUCCUCUUCAAUGAUAUGAAGAUCUUCCCACCCAUUUUCCUUGGAAACACUGUUGAGGAGUAUCGGUUCACGGCUCUGACUCCGGGACGUCUAUACAAAAUUCUUGUCUUGACAAUCAGUGGAGAUGCACAACGUGCUACUUUCAUAGAAGGCCUGACAAUUCCAAGUGCAGUGAGAAACAUUCAUGUUUCACCUAAUGGCAUGACAAACAGCCUGAAAGUGAGCUGGACACCUGGAGGUGGAGAUGUUGAUUCCUACACAGUGACUAUAUUUCAGCAAAACCAUCAACUUGGUUCCCAGAGUGUCUCCAAACACGUCUCUGAACACAUGUUUCACAAGUUGGAAGCUGGGGAGCUGUACCGGGUGGUGGUGCAAUCAAACAGUGGUGCCUUGCACAACAGCUUAGCAGCUUUUGGGAGAACAAUUCCAGCAUCUGUCCAAGAAUUAUUAGCCCACCAUGCUUACAGCAGUCAUUCCUUGUUAGUAACCUGGCAGAAGGCUCCUGGUGUAGCUGAAAGAUAUGACAUUCUGCUCUUGAAUGAGCAAGGAAUCCUACUGAGCAACAAAUCAGAACCAGCUACUGCCAAACAGCACAAAUUUGAAGAUUUAUUAGCUGGCAAGAAGUAUAAAAUACAGGUUUUGACAGUAAGUGGUGGACUCUUCAGUAAACGAGCAGAAACUGUUGGCCGAACAGUUCCAGCAGCUGUCACAAAUCUGAAGGUCACUGAGAACACCACUGACCGACUGUCCUUUAGCUGGACCACCUCACAAGGAGAGCUUGAUUCAUAUGACAUCUUCCUGUACAAUCCAGACAAGUCUCUUCAUGACAGGAUUUCAGGAGAGCAGCACCUUCAGCAGUGUUCAUUCCUGAACCUGCGGCAAGGCAGGAUGUAUCGAAUGGUGAUCGUUACCCACAGCGGAGACCUCACUAAUGAGUCAUCUGUCUUUGGGAGAACAGUACCAGCGCCAGUUGUUGGUCUCAAGGCUUCCAACAGAAACAUGACAGACAGUUUGUGGUUCACCUGGGGUCCAGCAGCAGGAGACGUCGACUUCUAUGAGUUGAAUCUUUACAACCCGAAUGGGACACAGAAAGAAACGUGGCACAGGAAAGACCUGAAAGAGUGGCAUUUCCAGGGGCUUGUUCCUGGCAGAAAGUACACUCUGGUUGUGGUAACUCACAGUGGUGACCUGACCAACACAGCAAAUGCUGAAGGAAGAACAGCACCCAGCCCUCCUAACUCUGUCUCAUUUACUGAUGUUGCAAACACUUCUCUAUCGAUCACAUGGCUGGGUCCUCCAGACUGGACAGACUAUGAUGAUUUUGAGUUGCAGUGGUUCCCAAAGGAUUCCCUCACAGUAUUCAAUCCCUACAGCAGCAGCAAAUCAAAAGUACGCAUCAUCUAUGGCCUGCGACCAGGAAGGCUCUAUGAGUUCAGCGUGAGAACGGUCAGCGGUGACAGCUGGAAGACAUACAGUCAGUCUCAGUCUGCAAGUGUGAGAACCAAACCAGACAAGAUACAAAGUCUUCAUUGUCGGCCCCAGACCUCUACUGCCAUCGCUUGUUCCUGGACUCCUCCCGAUUCUGACUUUGAUGGGUAUAGCGUUGAGUGCAAAAAGCUGGACACUCGGGAAGUGGAAUUUUCUAAGAGGAUAGAAAAGGACAAAUCUCUGCUUAAUAUCAUGACCCUUGUUCCCCACAAGCGCUACCUGGUGUCCAUCAAGGUGCAUUCUGCAGACAUGACAAGUGAAGUAGUUGAAGACAGCACCAUCACGAUGAUCGACCGCCCUCCUCAGCCACCUCCGGACAUACGAGUGAACAAAAAAGAAGUGCUGAUUACCAAAUCCUCCAUCAACUUUACUUUUAACUGCAGCUGGUUUAGUGAUACCAAUGGAGCUGUGAAGUACUUUACUGUGGUUGUCAGAGAGGCUGAUGGUAGUGAAGGACCAAAGCCUGAUGAGCAGCACCCAUUACCUUCCUACCUGGAGUACAAACACAACGACUCUAUACGCAUCUACCAGACAAACUAUUUUGCCAGUAGGUGUGCUGAAAACCCUGACAGUGACUAUAAAAGCUUUGACAUCAAGCUUGGAGGAGAAAUGGAAAGUCUGGGAGGAAAGUGUGAUCCAGAUCAGCAAAAAUUCUGUGAUGGACCCCUAAAGCCUCGGACUGCAUAUAGGAUCAGCAUACGGGCUUUCACCCAGCUCUUCAGUGAAGACCCAAAGGAACUUCCCAAACCACUCUUUGCAGACACCUUCUUCUCUUUACCAAUCACUACAGAGGCAGAGCCUCUCUUUGGAGUUAUUGAAGGUGUGAGUGCUGGCUUGUUUCUGAUUGUGAUGUUAGUGGCUGUUACUGCUUUGUUUGUCUGCAGACAAAAAGUUGGCAAUGGCCAUGAGAGACCUACAGCAAGGCUGAGCAUUCGCAGGGACAGGCCACUGACAGUCCAUCUGAACUUGGGGCAAAAAGGGAACCGGAAAACUUCCAGUCCAAUCAAAGUCAGUCACUUCGAAGCACACUUCACCAAACUCCAAGCAGACUCCAACUACCUCCUGUCCAAGGAAUAUGAGGACUUAAAAGAUGCGGGUCGAAACCAAACAUGUGACAUAGCACUUCUGCCAGAGAACAGAGGGAAAAAUCGAUACAAUAAUAUAUUGCCCUAUGAUACAUCAAGAGUGAAACUUUCCAAUGUUGAUGAUGACCCUUGCUCAGACUACAUCAAUGCAAGCUACAUACCAGGCAACAGUUUCCGCAGAGAAUACAUAGCAACUCAGGGCCCUUUGCCUGGCACCAAGGAUGAGUUCUGGAAGAUGGCAUGGGAACAAAAUGUCCACAAUAUUGUCAUGGUAACCCAGUGUGUUGAGAAGGGCCGGGUAAAGUGUGAUCACUACUGGCCCCUCGACCAGGAUUCCUUGUACUAUGGAGACCUGAUAGUUGAGAUGCUGUCUGAAUCAGUGCUCCCAGAAUGGACAAUACGAGAGUUCAAAAUCUGCAGUGAAGAGCAGCUUGACUCAACAAGACUUAUUCGUCACUUCCACUACACUGUGUGGCCAGAUCACGGUGUGCCAGAGACCACCCAGUCCCUGAUCCAGUUUGUCAGAACUGUAAGGGAUUAUAUCAACAGGACCCCAGACACAGGACCAACUAUUGUGCACUGCAGUGCUGGUGUUGGCAGGACUGGAACAUUCAUUGCACUGGACAGAAUUCUGCAGCAACUGGAUUCAAAGGACACUGUUGACAUUUAUGCAGCAGUGCAUGAUCUAAGGCUUCACCGGGUUCACAUGGUUCAGACAGAGUGUCAAUAUGUGUACCUACAUCAAUGUGUGCGAGAUGUGUUAAGAGCCAGAAAGCUUCGCAGCGAACAGGAAAAUCCCUUGUUUCCAAUAUAUGAAAAUGUGAAUCCAGAGUAUCACAGAGAUGCUGUUUAUUCAAGGCACUAAGAAUGUUACAGACACCUGCUUUUGUGACCACAUUUGUUAACUAGGGGCUUUGUUUGUUGUUUUUUUUAUGUAUGUAUUUCAUGCACUAGAAAGGUGCCAGACCUUUCUAUUGAGACUGUAUUAUUUAUUGGUCUGGUGUUUUUUUAAAAGAUAUAUAAUUUAAGUGUAAUAGAUGUUAAUGUAUAUAAUUGUAUUUUGGCAUUAUGUAAAUAUGUAUUUUUUCUAUAAUGUUUAUAUUAAUAUUAAGCUUCAGAUAAUACUAUUUUUUCUUAUACAGUUUUUAUGAACUGUUCUACAUAAACUAUUUUAAAGUGUAUGGCUAACAGGACUGCUGCAUUUUGAGCAGGUCAGGUAUUGGCAUUUAACACACAGGAAAAAUCCUACAAGGAAAGCCUCAUUUUUUAUUUUUUUUUUUUUUAACUCGUUUGUGAGAUGAAAUAAGCUACUAUUAAGAAAGGGAACAGUAGUCCUGCAUAAGAGUUACAAUGCUACUUUUCACUUUAAGCUUACUGCUUGUGAUCUGACCAAAAUGGAUGAAAUCCAUGCCACCAUGACAUAUCUUUUACAGAACUCAUUAACAGCGAAGUAAAACAGGGUCCACCUCACUAGACACAACUGUUUCAGUCUAAUGUGACAUAGUAGAAAAAUAUCAAACAACACAUGCUGCCUUGAAGUCUAGCUGGCCUUUCCCCACACACACGCUUUGAGGGGAACAGGUCACAUCCUGAUUUCUUUACACUGGUUUAAGAGAGCAGAAUCAGACCACAGCCUGUGUCUGUGCAUUUUUACUUGCAUACAAUUACAGUAAGAAAAGUUUUCAAGAAAACACCUCAUACACUUACAUUAACAGAGCCAUGAGGAUGUGAAAGCUGUCAGAUUCCAUAGCUCACUAAAAUGGUGAUGUACCAUGACAGCUUAGGAAGUAGAGGGGUUAGAAAUGUAUUGAAAUGAAGACAUACAAAGAUACAUAUCCCGCAGUUUGCACAACUGGCUUUGGCUUUAAGCUGCUUGCAGAACAGCUGCCUCAGCCCAAGUGCAGGUCUCCUUCAAAUGCUGUUUGCUUUCACAGAGGGAAAGCGUGGCCCCAGGUUGUCCUCACAGAAGGACUCCUCCGCUCAGAUAUUGCCUGAUGUCACCACUGUAAGGGCAGAUGGAUUAGAAGAAGGCUUAUCAUAACCCAGGGGAUGUAGUCUUACGAUGAUUAGCUUGCUGUGCUAAUCAUCAGGUGCACUCAGAGCAUCCUGUGAUCAGCAAGAAGUGUAAUCCAACAGCACCCACCAGGUAUCCUGCCCAGCCAAGCAGUUUAGGAACAUCCUUUUUCCUCUCCAAAAGAGGCUUUUCCUUCAAGGAACUGAUUUGAACACUCUGCUCAGCUGUUCUUUGCCUUUGAAGAGCAUUUUAUAAAUAAAUAGAAAAGAGGCAGCACGCAGUUCAUCUCCUUCACAUGUAGGAAGUGUUUGGUAGUUCUCCUUUUAUCUACUCGUUCCCUCUUUACUUAGAAAAAACUUAGCCUGCUGCUGAAGACAAGUGCCUAGAUUCCACUUUUAUUUUGGAGAGAAAUCAGUAUUUCUGAAGGCCUACAGAGAACCAGCCAACACAUCUAAGUGCCUUAGAAACUGCAGUGGCUCUGGGACAAGAUUACCGUGACUUCACCAAGACUUAGUGGAGCCACACUCUCCCUGCAGUAGGAACACCUGUGUGAUAAUGGAUGAAGUCUGCAAGGUUUCUCUGUCAGAGUUUUCUUAAAUCAUUCUAAAACAGAACCAGCAAUACUGUGCACAUCCAUGUCACUCAGGUUUUCCUGCAGAGGAAGAAAGAGCCUGAUGGUGCCUCUUCCUUCUUACUCCAGCUGGAGUCUCAUCCUUUCUUGUCCAAUACCCUCAGCUGCCUCAGAAGCAACCUUUCCUAUCAACUUUCACAUCUGCUCAGAACACGUAGGCUCAGAUAAGCUUGUAGGUGUCUGUAUGAAAAUGCUGCUUCUUCCUCCUGGACGUCCCUAUUAGCCCCCACACAAACCUCAAGAUGCAGCACCCUUAGUGGGAUCUGAGGAAGAAGGGAACAACAUUGCAGUGGAAGCCACGUCAACAGAGGGAAGUCUAGGCAAAAGCACAAAGAAGGGUGCAGACUUUCUGCAAGCCUCUUCCCUGUUCCUUGUGCUGCAGAGACUCCAGGCUAGCAGGCAAGGACAAACAAGCAUGGCAGCAUUAGAUUGAUCAUUGGUUCCACUAAUAACAGCUGAACUUAGGGCAUCAUGGAAAUUGCUUUUGUGCUACGUGCGCUGCAUUUAGUCCCUUCUUUCUGCAGCAGUAGCUGCAGAAUGAAGAUCACGUUAGUUACCAGCAGUACAACAGCUCGGUGAAGACGUAGCACGUGCACUCCGUAAAUUAGCUCACGCUAUGUAUUACUGUGUCAUUUCUGUAUGCUGAGGGAAAUGGAACUCGCUCAGUAAUGCAUGAUUGGAUGGCAAAAGUCUGAUUGCAUACUACUAUAUAUGUAUGUUGUUCGUUGUUUUCAGACGGGCACAUCAUUCUGCUCUUUAUUUUAAUGGUGUUUCUCAGCUCCCUUCUCAGAGGGAACUCUGUAGGGAACGCCUAUAGAGUUCACAAAUCUACACCCAAAAUGACGGUGUUGUAGCAAACCUUUUCUCUCAGCUAAAAAUGGACACAGUGCAUAAGCCUCUUCCUCCUCAUCACUUAAUAACAUGACAGAUGACCUUAAACACUCUGGCACAGUGCUCUUGAACAGCUUUACAUCUCUGCCUAGUUAGGUCCUGCAAGAAACUGUACAUACACUUCAUUGCUCUGGUUCUGCUUUAUGGCCAAUUCUGGUCCUGUAAAACCAGUGUAAAGCCACUGAGGAUAAGUAUAAAGUAUCUAUGUAGCAUUUUUUUUUAAUAUAAGACACUAACUUACCAGUUUAAUUAAUUAUAUUUACUGUGCCUCUAAGCUAAACAACAGAAUCAAAGGGAAAUUAUUAAUGUAACAAGAAUGGACUUGAAGAAGCCUGUGUGCUGAACAAAGGUGGCUCUGAAGGAAAGAGACAUCCUCUGCUGAAGAGGAUGCUUCUGUUUUGCAUGUCCAUGAAUGAUGUUCAGAACUCCUUUCUUGAUGUUUCCCAAUAAUAAUGUUAUAAAGCAAGGCUAGUGUUAUUGCUGAUCCAUAAGCUAAGAUUUGCACACUUGGAGCCCAGUCCUGUGAAUAUCCACAUUGUCCACAAAGCUACCUGAAUACCUUUCUGAAAGUCAACUGGAAUGUCUGUCUGAAAAAUACCAUGCAACUUGUGAAGCACUUGCAGGGUUGGGCUUUUAGGUUAAUUCAAAUUUUUGUAUUGAAAGUUAUUUAAUAAUGAAAAAAAUAUAAUUAAUGUUUUUAAUCCGUGCAAUACAAUUACAAGAUCCACUACCGAUCAUAGAAAAGAAGUAGAUUUUGCAUAGCUGGAGUUGAUAAAUGAUAUUUUUUGUUACUAAUGGAACACAAAAGUGGGUGAGAAAUAGGCAUACUGUGAAGAUGUCAUAAAAGUGCAACUUUAUACAUUUUUCUCUGCUGCUAUAGUUAUUUAUACAGCUUAUAUACGUGCCUAAAAUUGCCAGAAAUAUUAUUUUAUGCUACGAUAUACUAUGAAUUUUCUUUCAGUUGUAGAACAGAGAAAAGAAUGUGUGAGCUUUAAGUUUAUAUUAUGUAUUUUAUACAGUUGUCUGUGCUUUAACUUAGAAAGCAGAAAGUCAAAUACUGAACAGAUCGGAGUACAUGAGCACUUAGCUGUGCUCAUCAGCCUGGGAGUUAAUAUGUGGGCUAAAGGAAUGAGCAAAUAACCAUCUAAUCACUGUAUUAGCAUCUCCUCCCAGGGUCGCAGAUCAGAGAAACACGUCUGACAUUCACAGAUGCAGCCUACCGCAGUUACAGCUUCAGUACCAAGGAGUGGCAUGUUGGGUGCUUAGGUUUAUUCGGAUUUAUUUCAGUACUUCAGGCAGACACUGCUUUUUUUAAACAAAAUACAAUAUAAAAUGACAACCCCACCCCUCAUGGCCCAUCACAGAUGUGUGGGCUCUGGAGGCUGCAACUUUGAAUGAAAGAUGAGUGUGCACCACUACAUGUAGGCAGCUCACUUUGGACCCUGUGCCCUUCACUGUCCUUCCCAAGCUGACAAAGUCAAACUCCUGACCUGUUGGUAUGGCAAAAGCAAAGUGGUCUGUUACUGGUGACCCCACAGAUCAAUAGCUAGUUCAGACUGGGAUAUUUUUUUUAAGACUGGCAGGAAAUACUGGAGACAAGGGUCUCACUAAAUUUAGCAAAUACUGUGGAAUUUGGGCACAGACAGUGUCAAUGAUGCUGGUAGAUUGAUAUGCAUGACUUGGUUGUUUCUUGGUUUAUUUGAAAGCUGAAGAAAUACUAUAAGUAAUGUCAAGUAGCUAAAUAUAUAUUGCUCUCUACCAGGGCUGUAUGUUAUAGUGAAAAAAGCCAUGAUUUUGAAAUACAGCUAGCCAUAAAUUCUUUGCCAGUGCCUGGAGUAAAGUGACUGAAAAAUUCUUCAGCACAUACUCCAUUGUCAUAUGCUAUAUAAUUACUUAUAUUUGUGUUCCAAACAAACACUGGGUGAACACAGAAUUGUGCUACUCUUGUCAAUUUAAUUUAUGCAUUUGUUAAGUAUAUUUUUAUAUUUUUAGCUACAGUCAACAAAUCAAAUAUAUUUGAGUGUAUUUUACACAUUUUUAUAAAUAGUUCAUGAAUAAAACAAUCAUUU